Messenger RNA from Trichoderma virens Gv29-8, 1180 nucleotides. RefSeq lists its product as uncharacterized. Bases 37 to 567 code for a protein of 176 amino acids. NCBI's taxonomy places the organism in Eukaryota, Fungi, Ascomycota, Sordariomycetes, Hypocreales, Hypocreaceae. The transcript has a single exon. The record is from RefSeq and is a predicted model, not a curated record.
UGGAUUGCCUUUGAGUACUCUCGAGACCGAGUCAAGAUGGAGUACACGAUCCGCUGCGACGUCGAGUCGGUCAACAUUGACGAGCUCUCGCCCGAGUUCAAGCAGGAAAACUGCGUCUACCCAAGAGCGUGCUGCCCCAAGGACCAGUACCGCGGAAACCGUCUCAUCUACGAGACCGACUGCAACAGGGUCGGCUGGGCCUUGGCACAGCUCAACAUCCCUCUGCGCGGCAAGCGAGGUCUGAUCCAGCGCGCCGUGGACAGCUGGCGCAACAGCAACCAAGAUCCCCGGCUCCGAAGCCGACGAGUCCGCCGUAUGGCCAAGAUGAACAGCCGCAAGCAGCAGCAGCAGGUCCAGGGCGCUCCGCACCCCGGCGCCCACAUGUCGGGCCCUGGUGGACCAGGAGGCCUUUCUGCCGCUCCCGCACCCAUGCCCACAGCUCAUGCACCCAACAUGGGCAAGCCAACGAUAGGCAGCAUGGGGCAGCCUAUGCACCAUCACCAUGCCGGGGGCCACCCUGACGGCGCACCGGGUGGAGAAGAAGUCGGUAUGUUUCACCAGAUGUGAUUUCUUGCUGUCGCAUCUGCUGUAUUUGCAUCACUUUUGCUUUGCAAACCUCACUAGACAGUUUUUACGCCGUCGAAACGUUGUGUUGAUUUAAUGAUACCAACUCAUUUUUAACCCACUGCCAAAAAGCACUUUACACUCUUGUUUGAAGGGGGGCCCCUCUUUAUUUAUCGGCCCCUUUUGCUUUUUACUGCUGGUUUUUUUAUAUCAUUUCUUUACCUUUUUUCCUUUUUCCUUUUUCCCUCUUCGGCUCUCUAUGACUCUUAGGAAUUGGGGUACUGUAACAAUUUUUUGUGUUCUUGACGUCUUUUUGUUAAAUAGCAAUGGGCCGGCUUCGCUUGUCUUACCGCGCAUCAUAUUACCUAUCUUAUACAGCAUGCCUUAAUGGCAAGAGGUCGAUAGUCGGUCCCUCGGUUGGCACAAUCCUGUAUAUUACCAUAAAAGUCGCAUCGGCUGCCGCUGCUGUCAAGUUGUCUGCUUUUGCUGCUGGUUUUCGCGCGACUCUUAGAUGAGUUCAAAUACGCCUUAAGGCUAUAAAAAGUUAUCCCCCCCUUCCUCCCGCUGGCAGCUCAGAUUGCUAUGGCUAAUUAGGGGUUCAUUCAAUUACGCAUCU